AUGGAUCCUCUAUGUAUUAUCGUGAGCCCAACGACCAGUUACGAUGCUCUCGUUAGCUCCGUGCUUGGAAAACUUGGUCUGGAAGGAGUGAAAAGGGUGAAGAAGUUUUUCUAUCGCAUUCCAAUCACGGUGCUCCACGAUACGGUGAAGUAUGAUUAUUUCAUGAUCGGGAGUGAUGAGGACUUGCAGGUCAUGUUUCUCUCUCGUAGGCAAUUUCCCGAGGUGAGGACACCAGAGCUGUUGGCGAAGUUCGUCGACAUGGUAUCUAGCUCUGGUGGGUCGAACCGGAAUGCCAACACUAUAGCCAUGGCGGCCGGUUCGAGCUCGAGACCUGCGGUUGCUUCUUCCUCUGUUCCAGUGUAUGAGGCAGCGGUCCAGCCUGCCGCCUCCCCAUCGUUUGCUGUUGAUCUCGGCGGCAAUGUUGGAGACGAGGUUGGAUAUGGGGAACAUCAUCCGACUGAAGUACAGUGUCCUCCACCGGCUGGUGUUGGAGAGGGAUUGUGUGAUGAUCCAGAUGAUGAUGAAAUCGAGCCGGAUAUUAUCGCUAAUGAAAGCGGCGAUGAUGUUGGAGCGAGUGAUCCGAUAAGGCCUACUGGUGGUUCUAGUUCUGGCACACAUCAGUACCCACCCCAUUUUUCAUCUUUGGAUCUGGAUGCCAUGAGGCAGGACGAACAUCCUGGGCAGCUAGCUGGAUUUGGCGCUAGAGAUACUGAAGGGUCUGCCGGUAUGACAGAGUUCCAGACGUACAGCAUCCGCCGAGUGGUACAGUACAAGGUAGUUGAGUCUGACUAUCGCAGGUACGUGGGAAAGUGUUAUGAGUUUGGGAAUGGGUGCACAUGGUUGAUUAGGCUGAGCCUCCGACAACGCAAAGGCAUCUGGGAAGUCAAGCGGUACAACGGGCCGCAUACCUGUCUCGCCACCUCCAUCUCCAGCGACCAUAGGAGCUUGGACUACCACGUGAUAGCGACAUUCAUCAUGCCAAUGGUUAGGGCUGAUGCAUCCGUGAACAUCAAGGUGCUUCUAAAUGCAACGGCAGCUCACUUUGGCUUCAGGCCUACAUACAAGAGGGUGUGGAUGGCGAAGCAGAAGGCGGUCGCAAUCAUCUACGGGGACUGGGAUGAGUUGUACAACGAGCUCCCUCGGUGGGUCUUAGGAGUUCGGUUGACUAUGCCUGGCACUGUAGCAGUCCUCAGGACCUGCCCUGUUCGAGUGGGUGGACAGGUGGACGAGUCUCAGGCUUAUUUUCAUAGGAUGUUCUGGACUUUUCCCCCUUGUAUCGAAGUAUUUCGUCAUUGCAAGCCGUUGGUGAGUAUUGACGGCACCCAUCUAUAUGGCAAGUAUGGGGGAACGUUGCUUGUGGCGAUUGCACAGGACGGGAAUUCCAACAUACUCCCUGUGGCAUUCGCACUAGUUGAGGGUGAGAAUGCUCAGUCAUGGUCCUUCUUUCUCUCCCACCUCCGUCAGCACGUGACACCUCAGCCAGGUCUGUUAGUUAUUUCAGAUAGGCACAACGGCAUCAAGGCAGCACUUGAGGUACCUGAUGGGGGAUGGCUACCUCCGUCUGCAUACCGGGCAUUCUGCAUUCGACACGUUGCAGCGAAUUUCGCCCUCACCUUCAAGGGCAAAGAUACCCGGAGGCUUCUUGUGAACGCCGAUGGUACAAGCCGGCCAUCUGCAAGUUCAGUCUCGCAAGAUGGUACAAGCCGACCAUCUGCAAGUACGGAACGUACCUCUCAUCAAGACGCAUCCCCUGCUGCCGCCUAA
Messenger RNA from Arachis duranensis, 1764 nucleotides. RefSeq lists its product as uncharacterized. Lineage: Eukaryota; Viridiplantae; Streptophyta; Magnoliopsida; Fabales; Fabaceae. The record is from RefSeq and is a predicted model, not a curated record. The coding region runs from base 1 to 1764 and encodes 587 amino acids. The transcript is spliced from 2 exons.